Messenger RNA from Aspergillus viridinutans, 1293 nucleotides. RefSeq lists its product as uncharacterized. Bases 1 to 1293 code for a protein of 430 amino acids. The record is from RefSeq and is a predicted model, not a curated record. Gene Ontology annotation, biological process: protein phosphorylation; spliceosomal complex assembly; regulation of mRNA processing. Gene Ontology annotation, molecular function: ATP binding; protein kinase activity. Lineage: Eukaryota; Fungi; Ascomycota; Eurotiomycetes; Eurotiales; Aspergillaceae. The transcript is spliced from 3 exons.
AUGUCCUCUUCCAAGUGGACAUGUGCUCCCAGAAUAUUUCCAUCGUCUGGAUUCCAAGUACUGGACCCGUCCCUUCAUAUUGAAGAGGAGACUCUGCCGACAUACUGCCCUGAGAAGUACUACCCAGUACGACAGGGAGAAGUCUUCAAUGAUAGGUAUCAAAUUCUCGCCAAGUUGGGGUACGGUGUCACCUCGACUGUUUGGUUCAGCCGUGACUUAGUCGACGCCAAAUAUGUCGUCUUGAAGAUAUACGUGACAGGUGAACGCAAGAACCAUGAGCUGGAUGUCUAUCAUCGUAUGAAUGCAGUCGAAUCAACGCAUCCAGGAAAAAGGUUCAUUCGCAAAUUGUUCGAUCAAUUCGUUAUCAAGGGCCCUCAUGGUCAGCAUGUCUGCCUUGUUCAUGAGCCUCUAGGAGUAACUGCAAGCGAGCUUUUGAAAUGCAUCCCAGGACAAGCAAUGACGCUUGAAAGCCUUAAACCCUGUAUCCGGCAGCUACUGGUGGUACUGGAUUUCUUGCAUUCCGCAGCCCAUAUAAUCCACACAGAUCUGCAGUUGAAGAACUUGCUUCUUCCGACGCCAAGUUUGGAAGCAUUAUCUGAGUUCGAAGAAAGGGAAAUCAAGCAGCCAUCCGCUAGGAAAAUGCUCAACGACCGCACAAUCUACGUGUCUUCACGCUUUCCCACAGGCGCCGGGCUACCCCUUCUCAGUGAUUUCGGAGAAGCCCGGUUUGCUGACGGAGAGAACAAUGCGGAUAUCAUGCCGAACCCAUACCGAGCUCCUGAAGUUAUUCUGAAGUCGAACUGGGAUUGCAAGGUGGAUAUUUGGAAUAUUGCUAUGGUCGUGAGUCUAUUCCACGCGCCGAAACUCGCUCCGCUACGACUUGAACAGCAUAUGCUAAUAUCCAGGAUCAAGGCAUGGGAUAUUGUCAGCCCCGAUCCCCUUAUUGACGGUAGGAACGCCGAUGGAAUAUUCGAUGACAGGGUCCAUCUGGCAGAACUGGUUGCACUCCUAGGCCCUCCGCCACCCGGAUUUCUUGAAUGCCAUCGUCUCAGCUCUGUCUUCUGGGGCAAGUCAGGCAACUGGAAAAACUUGGCUCCGAUCCCUGGCAAGACGCUUGAGAGUCUAGCUACCAACGUUAGAGGGGAGGACAAGGAGGGAUUCUUGCGGUGGCUCCGAUUAGCUUUGCAGUGGGAUCCUGCAGACCGACCGACAGCUAUGGACCUUUUAUACGACGAGUGGAUGAUGAAAGGAUUGAAACUGGGAGAAAACAAACAAACAUCCUCAGAAGCUUAG